UUAUAAUUUCUCACCAUUUUAUAGAAUUUAGAUAGAACAGAAUGAAGAUCACAGCAUUACUUGUGUUAAAAUGCAACCCGAUUUCCGACGGUUCGGAUCCUGUGAUUCUAGCGAAUGCAACGGACGUCAAUCAUUUUGGAUAUUUUCAGAGAGUCACCGUCCGUCAGUUCAUCGUGUUCGUCGGUAGAACCGUCGCUAAACGAACACCACCUGAUCAACGCCACUCCGUCCAACACGAAGAGUAUAAGGUGCAUUCAUAUAACAGAAAUGGCCUAUGUGUUGUGGGCUUCAUGGAUGAUCAUUAUCCAGUUAGAAGUGCAUUCUCUGUACUAACCCAGGUAAUAGAUGAGUACCAAAAGAAGCAUGGUGAUUCAUGGAGGAGUAUACAAGCGGAUAAAACCGAUCAAUGGCCUUAUCUUAAUGACGCUUUAACCAAGUUUCAGGAUCCUGCUCAGGCAGACAAGCUGUUGAAGAUUCAAAGGGAGUUAGAUGAAACAAAGAUUAUCCUUGUGUUUUUUUACAGCAUAAAACCAUUGAUAGCGUUCUUGAAAGAGGCGAAAAGCUGGACAGUUUAGUCGAGAAGAGUUCAGAUCUCAGUGCAGCUUCACAGAUGUUCUACAAGCAGGCAAAAAAAUCCAAUCAAUGUUGUACCAUUUUGUGAAGUGGUUAUGAACUUUGAUUCUUUAAGUCAUCAACUUUGGUGAGGUGAAUCUUUCAUGUUUUCCAUAUAGACGGACAAGGCGUUUAUUCUUGUGUAUCGUUUCAUUUUUAUUUAGACAUUUAUAUUCUUGUAACUAAUAUAUAUUAAAACAUUAUUUAUCACACGCGUCAAAAGUAGUAAUCAAACAUCUCGUCGCAGUGUUAAAA
Molecule: messenger RNA, 867 nt
Organism: Helianthus annuus (common sunflower)
Lineage: Eukaryota; Viridiplantae; Streptophyta; Magnoliopsida; Asterales; Asteraceae
Product: VAMP-like protein YKT61
Exons: 6
Coding region: 42-575 (177 amino acids)
Biological process (GO): endoplasmic reticulum to Golgi vesicle-mediated transport
Cellular component (GO): membrane; Golgi apparatus
Molecular function (GO): SNAP receptor activity
Source: RefSeq, a predicted model, not a curated record